Molecule: messenger RNA, 1389 nt
Organism: Mesocricetus auratus (golden hamster)
Lineage: Eukaryota; Metazoa; Chordata; Mammalia; Rodentia; Cricetidae
Product: large proline-rich protein BAG6-like
Exons: 3
Coding region: 30-584 (184 amino acids)
Source: RefSeq, a predicted model, not a curated record
UGACCCGCACAGACCGACCAGCAUCAACAAUGACCAAAAAGAAAAACAAGUCCACAUUUUCCUGGCAAAUCACAGCACUGGAAGCUAUGGCCACCGACAACUUGCCCCUCCUCCCCACCGCGUGCAGGGCCCAUCGCCGCUGCGGAAGCCGGAAGCCACUCGGGCCUCACAGGCCACCGGGCCUGGGACCACAACAGGCGCAGCGCUCCAGGCCGCGGCCCACGCUCAAGGCACCGAAGGAGGCCGCGCGAGGCCAGGCGCCUCGGGUCCGCUACUCACCGCAACACCCGCAGCCCGGGAUAGCGGCGCUCCGGGGCGCGGGCUGUGGCAUCUUCGCUUCCGCCGCAGCCCGGGUCGAGCCGCAGGGAACAGGACUUGCAACCUGCGGAGCCCGGCGCCGCGGCUCCUGUGGCUGCGCCCCCGCCCCCGCCCCCGCCCCCGCCCCGCCCCGCCCCGAGGAUGACGUCACGGACCGCGGGCAGGCGUCACGCGGGCCCCGCCAAAGCGAGCUCUGCUUUCCAGGGCCUUGGCGAAAGUCUACCGUUAGCGAAGUCUACGGUUGCUCAGGGCAGAAAUGUAGAUGAGGAGGAGGGGACGACGAGUUGUUCUCAGGAAGGGAGGAAGGCACAAGUUGGCUAGAGAGAAUCUGUCUGCUCUAACACAAUGGAGUCUAGAGGUGCCCUCAGAGGCUAGAAGAGGACACUGAUUCCCCUGGAGCUGGAGUUAGGAUGUGACCCACCCUGUGGGUACUUAGAAUUGAACCCAGGUCCUUUGGAAGAAUGGCAGCCUAUAUACAAGACAUGGAAGACGGAAGCUUGAAACGUGCUCUUGCUGGCAAGUCCGUUCAUUUACUGGCAUUACAGCCUACUUCUUCAGGAUUCCAGCAUAUACUGAAGACCAGUGAGACAUCCAGCCUCGUGGACUGAAAAACUACUAAGUUCUUGGAUCUUCUGUUAGUAGACAGUCAAUGUUGGACUAGCUGGACCACAGCCUGCAAGUCAUACUAAUACAUUCCAUCUAUGCACCGUCAGUGCAGUUCCUCUAGAGAACCCUGAUGAGCACAGCCGCUGAGGCAUCUCUCCAGCCUCUCCACCUGUUUUUGAAACAGGGUUUCAAUUGUGUAGUCAUAGCAGACCUAGGACUCACUAUGUAGACCAGGCUGAUCUGGAACUCAUAGAAAUCCAUCUUCCUCUGCCUCCCAAGCACUAAUCUCAAAGUUUAACCUUGCUCACUUUUAAUUUCAUAGGAAGAGAAUACAAUAUGUAUUAGUUAUUCACCAUUAUGCCUUAUAGAUACACCAGUCGUGGUGGUUGUAUAUGUAUCUAUAGCUUAUGGGUUUGCAGUGCUGUAUAGUCCUAUAGCUACUAAAUAAAUCACCUAUAUCCAUUA